AUGCCAGGGAAGCCCAAGCACCUGGGCGUCCCCAACGGGCGCAUGGUUCUGGCUGUCUCAGAUGGAGAGCUGAGCAGUGUGGCUGGGCCCCAGGACCAAGGCCGUGGCAGCUCCCUCAGCAUCCACAGCCUCCCCAGUGGCCCCAGCAGCCCCUUCCCCACCGAGGAACAGCCUGUGGCCAGCUGGGCUUUGUCCUUCGAGAGGCUGCUGCAGGAUCCUCUGGGUCUAGCUUACUUCACUGAGUUUCUGAAGAAAGAGUUCAGCGCCGAGAACGUAACUUUCUGGAAAGCUUGCGAGCGCUUCCAACAGAUCCCGGCCAGCGACACCCAACAGUUAGCUCAGGAGGCCCGCAACAUCUACCAGGAGUUCCUGUCCAGCCAAGCGCUGAAUCCCGUGAAUAUCGACCGGCAGGCCUGGCUCGGCGAAGAAGUGCUGGCUCAGCCUCGGCCAGACAUGUUCCGGGCGCCGCAACUACAGAUCUUCAACUUGAUGAAGUUCGACAGCUACGCGCGCUUCGUCAAAUCCCCGCUAUACCGCGAGUGCCUCCUGGCCGAGGCUGAGGGGCGCCCUCUACAGGCACCUGGCUCCUCACGCCUCGGCAGCCCUGAUGCCACGAGGAAGAAGCCAAAGCUGAAGCCCGGGAAGUCGCUGCCGCUAGGUGUGGAGGAGUUGGGGCAGCAGCCACCUGCUGAGGGCCCCGGGGGACGCCCUCUCCGCAAAUCCUUCCGCAAGGAGCUGGCAGGUGGGGCUACACACUUGCGCAGAGAGUCUCAGGGGUCCCUAAACUCCUCCGCCAGUCUGGACCUCGGUUUCCUAGCCUUCGUCAGCAGCAAAUCUGAGAGCCAUCGGAAGAGCCUUGGGAGUGCAGAGGGUGAGAGUGAAAGCCGACCAGGGAAGUAUUGCUGCGUGUACUUGCCUGAUGGCACUGCCUCCUUGGCCCUGGCCCGACCUGGCCUCACCAUCCGUGACAUGCUGGCAGGCAUCUGUGAGAAACGAGGCCUCUCUCUACCUGACAUCAAGGUCUACCUAGUGGGCAAAGAUCAGGCCUUGGUCCUGGAUCAGGACUGCACCGUGCUGGCAGACCAGGAAGUGCGGCUGGAGAACAGGAUCACUUUCGAGCUGGAGUUCACUGCUCAGGAGCGUGUCGUGCGAAUCUCCGCCAAGCCCACUAAGCGGCUGCAGGAGGCGCUGCAGCCCAUCCUGGCGAAGUAUGGCUUGAGCCCGCAGCAGGUGUCGCUGCACCGGCCAGGCGAGAAGCAACCGCUGGAUCUGGAGAAGCUAGUUAGUUCCGUGGCCGCCCAAAGACUGGUUUUGGACACACUCCCAGGUACUAAGAUCCCCGAAACCAGGGACCUAUCCCCCAACCGCAGCCAGGGGGACCCGCCCAGGACCCAGGAUAAGACUGCCCACUCCUGUCCACUACCCCCCAACUCGCUGGCCGAGCUGCCUGGUGGUGCCACUAGGAAGCGGCAGACUUGUGACAUUGAAGGCCUGGUAGAGCUGCUGAACCGGGUGCAGAGCAGUGGGGCCCAUGACCAGAGGGGCCUUCUGCGCAAAGAGGACCUGGUGAUUCCAGAAUUUCUGCAGCUGCCCACCCAAGGGUCCGGCAACCAAGAAGCCCCACCACAGACUGAAUCAGCCCAACCCCAGAGCGGCCACUUGGACUCCACUGCUGACUCAGCCCUCUGA
This is a messenger RNA of Orycteropus afer afer, 1689 nucleotides long. Lineage: Eukaryota; Metazoa; Chordata; Mammalia; Tubulidentata; Orycteropodidae. The record is from RefSeq and is a predicted model, not a curated record.